AUGAAUAAUAUUAAAUAUGUGGAACUUUUUUACAAAUGCAAAAUAUUUCGAAAAAAUGGAUUGAAUAGAAUAAUUAGAAGAAAUGGUGGUACAUUUAAUCAUAACAUAAAAGAAAAUGAACGUAUUCCUCCUGCAUCUGAAGAUCCAAGUUAUAAAAAUUUAUUUGAUCAUGCAGAAGAUAUAAAAUUAUGGGAAAUUGAAGAAAAACAAAAUGUGUCUCAUAAAAAAGUUGAAGAUUUAUCAGAAUUAGUUGAACCGUCAAAUCAUCCACAUCAAUAUGAAGGUAUUUUUGCAAGAACAAGAUAUGCUCAUUAUAAUCAAACUGCUGAGCCUGUAUUUCCAAGAAAACCAGAUCUAGAGAAAGGGGAAUUGGCUAGCGGAGCAAAUGUAACAAGAACUGAUGUCUGGCAUAAUCCUAAAGAACCAGCUAUUGUAUCAAUUGGAAAAUUUGAACCAAGGAAUUUUAGACCUGCUGGUUAUGCAGAAAACUGUCCUAAUCCUGAAAGUAUUAAUUCAGAUCAUCAUCCUGAUUUUCGAGAAUAUAGAUUAAGAAGUGGAAAUGAAGAUAGAAGAUCCUUCAUGUAUUUUAUCAGUGCAUCCUAUUUUUUUAUUAUGUCAUCCAUUAUGAGAUCUGCUAUAUGUAAAUCUGUUCAUUUUUUUUGGAUUUCAAAAGAUCUAGUUGCUGGAGGUACCACAGAAUUAGAUAUGAGAACAGUAAAUCCUGGAGAACACGUUGUUAUUAAAUGGAGAGGUAAACCUGUAUUCGUUAAACAUAGAACACCUGAAGAUAUUCAAAGAGCAAAAGAAGAUGAUAAAUUAAUUCAAACCAUGAGAGAUCCGCAAUUAGAUUCAGAUCGUACCAUUAAACCAGAAUGGCUAGUCAAUAUAGGAAUAUGUACACACCUAGGUUGUGUCCCAGCUCAAGGUGGUAAUUAUAGUGGAUAUUUUUGCCCUUGUCACGGUUCCCAUUAUGAUAAUUCAGGAAGAAUCAGACAAGGACCUGCACCUUCCAAUUUAGAAGUGCCACCUUAUGAAUUUGUUGAUGAAAAUACGAUAAAAAUUGGAUAA
Molecule: messenger RNA, 1068 nt
Organism: Plasmodium reichenowi
Lineage: Eukaryota; Apicomplexa; Aconoidasida; Haemosporida; Plasmodiidae
Product: ubiquinol-cytochrome c reductase iron-sulfur subunit, putative
Exons: 1
Coding region: 1-1068 (355 amino acids)
Biological process (GO): mitochondrial electron transport, ubiquinol to cytochrome c
Cellular component (GO): membrane
Molecular function (GO): quinol-cytochrome-c reductase activity; 2 iron, 2 sulfur cluster binding
Source: RefSeq, a predicted model, not a curated record